AGCAUAAAUGAAAGGAUCUUAACGGAAAUAUUGUAUUUUACAAUUGAUUACCUCAAAAUAGCGUAGAUGACAAUGAUGGCGCGCGCACGUGCGCCUUUCUGAUGCUGCGCCUUCUGAUGCUGCAGGUGCGCGCAGGUAAAUCAUCCUCUGACGGGACAGAAGAUGGACGUUUAUUCUUCAGUCUUGGACAAUUGAAAUUAGUCUAAAUACCAAAACUCAAAGGAUUUUAAGUGCUUUUAUACGUAUUUUUAUACUUAUACGGAUAUUUUUCAUCGAUCAGUCUAAAAUGAAACUCGUUAUUUUAUGAUCGUUAAAGUACGAAAUGAACGAACAGCGGCACGUUAAACUCUUCUCACUCUGGACGCUUUUCGUGCUUCAAGGAUUCAUUUGCCAGGAAUCCAGGUCAGAAAAUAGAUUGGCCAGGAGGGUUAAUGCGCUGCGCCAGAAACGGGAUCUCUUCCGUGAAGAGACCCUUAGUGCAGUGCUGUCCGAUUCGGCUGUCCCGCGGAGAGUUCUUCAUAAUUUUACGGCGCGAGAUGCAUCCACAGAAUAUUGUGGGUGUCUUAAUGGAGGUUGGUGUCAGGAGGGAGGCCAUUGUGAUUGUGCUCAGUUCCAGGGUCUCGGGGAUCGCUGUCAAAUCAUUCCCAAUCAUGGUCAGGACAGGGAUGGCAUUUGUCGCUCAUGGGGUCAGUAUCAUUUUGAGACCUUUGAUGGAAUGUACUACUUUUUCCCUGGCACCUGUUCAUACAUCCUGGCUAAAGACUGUCAUUCUACAGAGCCACAGUAUACAAUAUGGGUUCACAACAGUCGUUCAUGUGGAGGUUCAGUGUAUUCAUGUUCUCGUGCUUUGAGUCUGUUCUUUCCAAACGAAGAGGAAAUCUAUAUUAGUGGCUAUCAGGUACUCAAGGGUGGCCACAGACUGAGUCUCCCGCAGACCGUGCGUAAUGUUUUCAUUGAGCGCUUGGCCGAUUACAUCUUGGUGAAGAGCACGUUUGGCUUCUCUCUGGCGUGGGACGGGAGCUCUGGAGUCUACCUCAAAAUGACCGAAGAACACAAAGGAAAGCCUUGUGGUCUGUGUGGAAACUAUAAUGAUGACGGAUCGGAUGAUCUCAGCAGCAGCCGCGGUCUUGUUUCUGAAGACCUUCACGAGUUUGGGAACAGCUGGGCGGUCGAGUUGCCCCAGGAGAGACACUGUCCUGAGGUCGAUGAUGAUUUCCCCGGUCCAUGCUCAUCUGAAUCAGAUAUGGAUGAUGCCAUCGAGAAGUGCAGCGCUCUGCUCUUCUUUCCUUUCAUCUCCUGCCAUGAGAACAUUGACCCCAAUCCAUUUGUUGUGAGCUGUGUUGCAGACAUGUGUGUGUCUGAUGAUGAAGAGACGUUCUGCAGGACUUUGGUUGAGUACACGAGAGCCUGUUCUCAUGUGGGAUACCCUGUCCGAGAGUGGAGGGACAGUUUUCCCACAUGCGCGGACGGAUGUGAGGAUAGUUUUGUCCACAGGGACUGUAUCAGCUGCUGCCCACCAACAUGCACUUUUGAGAAAGAGUGUUUGGGCACCAAUCUACACUGUCUUGAUGGAUGUUAUUGUCCCGAUGGUCUGAUCCUGCAGAAUGGCACCUGUAUAGCAGUAUCUCAUUGUCCUUGUGUGUACCACGGUACAGCAUAUCCUCUGGGUCACGUAUUGGAGCAAGGGUGCAGUGUCUGUGUUUGUAUGGGCGGCGUGUGGAACUGUACCGAAAACAACUGCACUGCGGAGUGUACUGUAAUGGGUGACGCUCAUGUGACCACGUUCGAUGGCCGGAUCUUCAUGCACACAGGCUCCUGCCAGUACGUCCUGGUGAAAUCCCGCAGUAACACCAAGUUUACCGUCACGUUACAGUAUACAGCCUGUGGAGAGCAGCAAUCGUGCAUUCAUUCAGUGGCUCUGGUGGUGGAUGAGGACGUCAGCAGACAGGUCACUCUCACCAGAGAGGGUGACGUUAUUAUUGGGGCCAGUAUGACCGUCAAUCUGCCCUACUCGGAUGACACGGUGAAUGUACGCAGACUGACGUCUAUGUUUGUGGGACUGAGGUCUGCGUUUGGUCUGAGGUUUCAGUAUGACUGGCAGGGUGGGCGGAUCUACCUGCAGCUGGACAGCACCUGGACGGGCUCGACGCUCGGCCUCUGUGGAACUCUGAACGGCAACAUGCGCGAUGACUUCCUCUCACCUGCUGGAAUGAUUGAAGGAACUCCACAGCUUCACGUCAAUGCUUGGAAAGUGUCUUCAGCAUGUGUGAGCCCCGUCAACAUACCCAUAAUCGACCCCUGCGAAAUGAACCAGAUGAACGUGUUUCAUGCGGCGCAGUGUGACGUGCUGUUGGAGGAAGUGUUUGCUCCGUGUCACUCCUAUGUGAGUCCGAGCGUGUAUCACCAGCAGUGUCGCUAUCAGGCCUGCAGAUGUGGCAGCCGAUGCCUCUGUACAGCGCUGUCGCACUACGCCUACAUCUGUGCCAAACACCACGUCAUGAUCAACUUCAGAGCACACGUGUCUGAGUGCGGUUUGGUGUGUCUAGGGGGGAUGAUGUAUCAUCCAUGCACAUCAGCAUGUGGCAGGACGUGCCAGUCAAUCAGCAGUACUGAAGUUUGUGAUGGAGAUUGUGCUGAAGGAUGCAGCUGUUCCGAGGGAACGUUCUACGAUCACGCUCGACAACGCUGUGUGUUACUUUCCCACUGUCACUGUUAUUUCAUGGGUUCAGUGUUUCAGCCAGGAGAUGUUUCCUUCAGUUCUUCUGGACCAUGUCUCUGUAGAAACGGCCGUAUGGAGUGUGUGCCAGAGGAGGGACUGGGAGAGCCCGAGAGAGGAGACUGUCCCACUGGUAAAGUCUUCUUCAGCUGCAGGGGUCACGGCAGGCUCGGACCUUCAGGUGUGGGCGUGGCCUGUGAGCUCACCUGUCGCAACCUGAUGCUGAACCUGACCUGUCCUCCCAUGACCCCGUGUGUACCAGGAUGUGGAUGUCCUGCAGGGCUAGUGGCUCAUAAUGGCGAGUGCUAUUACCCAGAGAACUGCCCCUGUGCAUGGCUCGGUCUAGAGUAUCUGCCCGGAGAGUCAGUGGACACCCCGUGCUAUCGCUGCGUGUGUCAUCGUGGAUUUUUUAACUGCACAUAUUCUCCAUGUCCAGCGGUGUGUACCAUAUACAGUGACCGUCAUUACCAUACAUUUGACGGUCUGGAAUAUGACUACGUCAGCGACUGCCAAGUCUCUCUUGUUAAGAGUGUCGGCGAGACGGAGGUCUCCAUCAUGGCUCAAAAUAAAGACUGCUAUGAAAGUGGGAUUGUCUGUAUGAAGUACUUGCUUAUUUAUGUCGGACUCACCAAAAUCUACUUCAGUGACAGCUCUGGUAAACCUAGCUCAUCUACGGUGGUCGGGAGAGGGUUCGAGUUUCAGCUCUGGGGUGCGGGAUACUACACAGUGGUCCACUUCCCCGCCCAGGAUUUAACUGUUUUAUGGGACCGCAAGACAACCAUUCAUAUCCGCGCUGGACCGCAAUGGAAGGGUCAGUUGAGCGGUCUGUGUGGGAACUUUGACAUGGUGACAGUGAAUGACAUGACCACAGCGGGACACAUGGAGGUCAGUAACGCACAGGCGUUUGGAGACAGCUGGGCUGUCGGGCAGUGUGAGAGUGAUUUUGUAGUACGCAGGCCAUGUGAAGGAGACCUCAGCCGGCAGCCGUACGCUAAGCGUGAGUGUGGUCUCCUGUACAGUGACGUCUUUGCUCCGUGUCACAAUGUGGUGGAUGUGACCUGGUUCUAUAAGAACUGCCUGACGGACACCUGCAACUGUAACCGCGGGGGGGAUUGCGAGUGUCUGUGCACCAGCAUCGCAGCGUACGCACACAAGUGCUGUCAACACGGCGUGACAGUGAGCUGGAGAUCCCCCACUGUAUGCCCAUAUGAUUGUGAAUACUACAACCAAGAGUUGGGAGAGGGUCCAUUUACUCUGUCCAAUACUGAGCAGAAUGAAUCUGCGUGUGUGUUUGGUGCAAAUGUGAGCAGUGGUGAAGUGUUUCCUCUCUUGAGGACCAGCGCUCAGCCCAGCACUAUCUUCCACUUCAUGAUCACAACUGGAUUAUAUAAGGACCGAGCGUCACGACUUCCUGUUGUCUCACUGGAGUCGGCAGAGAGGCCCAAUUACUUCCUGUGUGUCACCGUCAACCGUGCAUUACGAUUGGAGCACUGGCAGCCCGGGGAGGAGUUCAAACGACGGGCCACCUUCAUACACCACCAGGGAUUGUGGGUACCUGGACGAUCCUCCUUCGAGUUACACAGUCAGAAGGCCGUCUUCCUCACCAUCACACGCACACAAGCACGAGCUCAGAACUACGACAACACAAAUAUCUUCAAAAUCAGCAGCAGUUUCAUUGUUGAGGAGAGCAGUUUUGUCAUUCCCUACCGCUUGAUGUGUGAGUGGAAAUAUCACGCAUGUGCCAGUCCGUGUGUAAAAACGUGCAAUGACCCUGAUGCCACACGCUGCCAGUUCUUACCUCCGGUUGAAGGAUGUUUUCCACGGUGUCCCAAGCCGAUGCUGCUGGAUGAGGUGACCAGACGAUGUGUCUACCAAGAAGACUGUGUGAGUUUGUCUCCAACACCGACACCGUACGUGUACGUGACCCAAUCGAACGGAACCACAUCGGCACCAACUUCCACUUCCCCACCUACGACUACAACCACAACAACCCCUUCCACCACAACAGAAACACCCAGUACCGCUCCGAGCACCACGGCCGGUACUACAGUCAUGACUACACCUUUAGAGGCGGGUUUGAUUGUCAGUCCAACCACACCCACGAUUCCACCAACCACAUCCACUCUGGCUACAACCACACCCACUGAAACUCCCACGACUCCCUCUCAGACAACCACAGAACCACCUGUGAUCACUACAGCCCCGCCCACCACCAGAACCACCACGCCCACUGCAGCACCUACAACUCCGAUUGUCACCACUUUAACCACGGAGGUACUGACAACAAAACCAGAGACGAGCCCUCCGACUACCAUCGUUCCUUUUACAACCACCAUUGUGAUUACAACCGAGACCACAACCGAGCCGACCUCUGCAACCAUCACCACAGAGACAACAUCCGUCUCCACGACAACAACAGAAGCACCAUCAACAACCUCUGAACCGAUUCCGCCAACUUCUCCAGAAACGGCCAGAAUAACGACGGGUCGUCCUCCAUUCGUACUACCCACAGGACCCUGCACGCCCCCAUAUUCGUUGCGUGUGGACGAGUGCAGCGAGUACAUCUGCUUUAACGGACAGCUGAUGCUGCACAAUUCCUCUCAACACUGCAGAUACAACAUCAGCCAACCCCAAUGUAACCUGCUGGGCACACCCAUCCAGACCAACACGGACACCUGCUGUCCGCUCUGGCAGUGCCCGUGUCGCUGCUCCAUAAUCUCUGAUCUGCGCGUGAUCACAUUUGACGGGAAUAAUGUGGCACUGUAUGAUAUCGGUUCUUAUAUUUUGGUCCAUUUGCCUAGAGAGAAAAUAGUAGGACACAUUGAGAAAUGCCCCACAAGUGAGAGUGUGAACUACAUCCGACGGCCGACUCCCUCGGGUGGAACCUCAGGUCUGUGUUUCAAGAAAUUGAACAUCACCACUCAUUCAUACAGAAUCAUGGUCAACCGUCUGGAUCGUAAGGUCUCAGUGAAUCAGAUUACGGCCCGCUUGCCUUUCACCAGACAGAACCUCCAUAUUGAUGACACCGGGACAAUGUACAUCAUUGACACGCCCGGUGGGAUUAGCAUACAGUGGUACCAUAGCACUGGUAUCAUGGUCCUUCAGUACACAAAACCUGAUAACACCUCCACAAGAGGACUCUGCGGUUGUUGUGACGGUAAUCCGGCCAAUGACCUUCGGCUACCCAACGGAACACUGGUGUCAGAUGUAGAAGACAUUCCCGUAUUUCUCCACGGAUGGAUGGUUGAUACGUCAGAGGACACAGAUUACUUCCGUAGAGUAGGAGACAACUGCACCACAGGCAACUGCUCCAAAUGUUUUACAAUGCUCAACCAGAGACCUUUCUCUAGAUGUCACCACAAGGUUUCUCCAGAGAACUUCUGUGAUAAGAUCUGGGCCGGUGAUCUUCAUUAUAAAGAACACGAGUGUGAUUUUCUGGCUGCUUAUGUGGCCAUUUGUUACACACAUCAGAUCUGCUUCAGCUGGAGAACAAGCAGUUUCUGCCCGCUCAAAUGUCCUCCCCGUAAGGAAUAUCAAGCGUGUGUGAACACAUGCAAGACCCGUACGUGUCAGAACCGCGAUUACUACGAGGAAACCACCUGCUCGUCCAUAAGAGAGGAGUGUGUUUGUAAAAGUGGGACCAUCCUGCACCGGGCAGACUCCGCCUUCUGUGUCACGGAGCAGCAAUGCGUUUGUACGGAUAAUGAGGGUUCUCCGCGGGCUCCUGGAGAGGUGUGGAACGGUUCUCUGCGCGGCUGCUGCUUGUUCAAGUGUCUGGAGAACGGCAGCGUCGUGCCUGUGGAACCCGAGUGCAGUUAUGAACCCGCGCCGCUGUGUGAGAGAGAGGGAGAGUAUGCAGUCGACGUGCUGGAGGAAGGAGUAUGCUGCCCAAAGAAGAUCUGUGAAUGCAACCUGACCAUCUGUCAAAGUGAGGUGCCCAGUUGUGAGAACGUAAACAAGCUGGUGAUCGGCUACAGCGCUAUUUCAUGCUGUCCUGAGUAUAGAUGUGAAUGUGAUCCGCUGUCAUGCCCAAGCGUCCCGUCUCCGCUCUGCAGAGAAGAUCAGUUUCUGGUUGAGGUCAGAGGAGAACGCAGCUGCUGCUUCAGUUACCUCUGUGUAUGUGAAUCCUGUAUAGAACCUAUUCCAGUGUGUUUGCCUGGAGAAAUACUGGCUGUAGACAUAAACACAACCAAUCACUGCUGUCCAGAGUAUCACUGCGUUUGUGACAAGAGUUUGUGUCCUGAGCCCAGCGUGAGUUGUGCUCCUGGAGCUGUGAUGGUCAAGAGAUCUGUGCCAGAGAGCUGUUGUCCAGAGACCCACUGCGAAUGUCAGUGUCAUAAUAUCACACGCCCUGUCUGCACUGUGGGAGAGGUGAGAGUGGAGGAGGCAGAUCAGGGCGGCCCGUGUGGAUGUCCCCUUUAUUCCUGCAAGAAGGCCGAGGUGUGUCUGUUUCAGGGCGCGACAGUGUUGAACCCGGGUCAGUCCAUGGUGCAGUAUUUUGAGGGGGAGCUCUGUUACACCGUUCACUGUCUGACACAUAAAGAUCCCGGCACCGGAUUCUACGCCGUAGAGGUCACCACUGCCAACUGCUCCGAGAAAUGUGAACCUCACCAGAUUUAUGUUCCCUCCUCUGAUCCACACGUCUGCUGCGGGUCCUGCAAAAACAUCUCAUGUUCGUAUCCCAGUGAAAACGGAACUACUGAAGUAUUCAUGGCAGGCAGCUCGUGGGUGGCUAACUGCACACGCUUUGACUGUCUGGAGACUGCAGUAGGUGCUGUUGUUCUGGCGUCUGGAGUGGUCUGUCCUCCGUUCAACGACACCGAGUGUAUUCAGAAUGGAGGUAUAGUCCAGACGUAUGUGGACGGCUGCUGUAAGACGUGCAAAGAGGACGGUAAGACCUGUAAGAGAGUCGCCAUUAGGACCACCAUCAGAAAAGAUGACUGCAGAAGUAACGCACCUGUCACUGUUUACUCAUGUGAUGGAAAAUGUCCGUCUGCCACCAUCUUUAAUUUCAACAUUAACAGUCACGCUCGAUUCUGCAAAUGCUGCCGUGAGAACGGCCUUCAGAACCGCAUCAUUCAGCUGUACUGUACUCGAAAUGCCACCACAGUGGACUAUUAUUACCAGGAGCCAACGGACUGCACGUGCCAGUGGAACUGAUUCAUUUCUGUGACGUGUGCAGUAAUUUUGAGAUCCCAGAGAGAUCACUAGCUUUGACUGCAUAUAGCGUAACUGUAAAACUGCAAUCUACUAACACCAUCGCUGUAUUUUUUUUUUAUUUCUUUUAAUUGAUGUUACUCUAACCUGUUUAGCACAGAUUAUAGUUAAAAACUGCUGUUAAACCAGUGCAAUGUAUAGAUAAUACACUAUAACCAUGUCAAAACUUUUAAUUACACGGGGCAAUAGUACUUAGCUCCAAUAUGCCAUUUAUACAUCCUAAGAUGCAUAUUUAGACUAAAUAUGCUUUAUACAUUUUUCCAACAAUAGACAUUUUCUCUUUUAAUUUUUACGUAGGAGGAAAAAAACAAGCCAGUCUUAAAUAUGUCUCUAGAAACAAAUCUCUGCACGAUUUUUUGAAAGGAGCUCAUUUUAGGGGCUGCUUUCCUAACUACGCCAUCUCAAAACAAUCACAUGAAACAUGAUAAACUUGAAUUUCAUUUUAUAGCCAUAAUGCAUAUACGUGCUUUCUGCAGCAAGUGAACAUCAUUGGAUAAGUCUAAUAUACAGAAACUUAUAUGACGUUAUAUGUUACUGUAAUUGUUUUUUAUAAAACAGUACACAAGUUGAUUUCAACAUGCAUUAUGCAAAAUAGUUUUAAAUUUGACAUGCCAAGCGUUUUGUAACAUAUUUUUUUACAUGUUUAAAUUUUGAACAGCUUUAGUAAUAAUUUGACCGUGAAAUCAUGC
This is a messenger RNA of Triplophysa dalaica, 8622 nucleotides long. RefSeq names its product otogelin-like (gene otogl). The transcript has 57 exons. Gene Ontology annotation, biological process: L-arabinose metabolic process. NCBI's taxonomy places the organism in Eukaryota, Metazoa, Chordata, Actinopteri, Cypriniformes, Nemacheilidae. The record is from RefSeq and is a predicted model, not a curated record. Gene Ontology annotation, cellular component: extracellular matrix. Bases 323 to 7876 code for a protein of 2517 amino acids. Gene Ontology annotation, molecular function: alpha-L-arabinofuranosidase activity.